AUGUGGGCAAGUCUUCGAUGUCCUGCAACAGCACUGCGGUUAUGCAGGACAUUCUUCUCUUUUCCACCUUUCUCUCCGUCACAAGCAGACGUACAAAAGUACUCUGAACGUAAAGUGCUUCCGUAUACUGCCCGACAACUAUUCGAUGUCGUUGCAAAUGUGUCUCUCUAUCCAAAAUUCAUCCCAUUUUGCACUGGAUGCCGCGUGCUGUCGUCUUCAGAUCAAGCCAGUGGCAGGCCUUAUUCAAUGGAAGUAGAGUUGACGGCUGGCUUUCUCUCAUUUGAAGAAUGCUAUGUCAGUGAAGUGACUUGCGUACCGUUCAGAUCAGUUCAAGCUAUUGCAAAAUCGUCGACCCCUCUGUUUACAAGUUUAUCUACGACAUGGAAUAUCCAACCUACGCCCUCCAUUCACGUUGAAGGGAACCCGCUACGCGUCUCUCAAAGUGUAUCCGAAGAAUCCAUGUCGAAUCACACACUUGUUACUUUCGACCUUGCUUAUGCAUUCUCGAACCCGGUUCAUGCUGCAGUAUCUUCAGCUUUCUUUUCUCAAGUCUCAAAACAGAUGGUGAACGCAUUCGAAAAGAGAUGUGCUGAAGUGUAUGGCUCGCAGAAACAGUGA
Marasmius oreades (fairy-ring Marasmius) is the source of this 618-nucleotide messenger RNA. RefSeq lists its product as uncharacterized. The transcript is spliced from 3 exons. Gene Ontology annotation, molecular function: ubiquinone binding. Bases 1 to 618 code for a protein of 205 amino acids. The record is from RefSeq and is a predicted model, not a curated record. Gene Ontology annotation, biological process: ubiquinone biosynthetic process; cellular respiration. Gene Ontology annotation, cellular component: mitochondrion. Lineage: Eukaryota; Fungi; Basidiomycota; Agaricomycetes; Agaricales; Marasmiaceae.